GGCCCAAGCGUCAUUCUAUACGAGUCGGUCGAGGCAGACGGGCCAUAGGAAAGAACACGUACAAGCGACGAAAUAAAAACGUUUUAAAGCUCGUACUUUACAAAUACGAACGAGAAAAGUGAAGUGUUGCGUUAAAAGUCUCCCGUUCAGUGAAAGUGCCGCAGCGAAGGAUUUUCCGAAAAUCUUCCGCAUACAAACGCAACAAACAUGGCCUACACAGCUGACUCGGUGGCGCAGCAGAUCCAAGAGCGUCUCAAGCAAAUACACGGCCUCGUCUUUGAAAUCGAGGAGAGCCGCGGUCACUCGGAGUUCAAUAUCGAUCAAAUCGAGAAGAUCCAAGACGAGAUCAACGUCGAGGAGAAACUCAACUCGGUCGAACAGCGCAAGCUUAAGCUGGUCUACGGUCGAGCGGUCGACGACGCCAAGGAACAGGAGAAGCUGCUUCGCAAGGCUUUGGAUAAAAUUCACGAAAUUCGACUGAUCAGAAGCAAGAGGAGACUGCAGGCAAGGAGGGCUGGAAACAAGGAAGCCAUCAGGAGAGGUACCUUGAUGAAGAUGUUGCUCGUGACAGCGCAGACUCUGCCGCUGUACGUUGGGAAUACGCCGGGCGCUAAGCCGCCGCCGUUGUGCGGAUCUAUACCGGCUGAGAAUUCUUACGUGGCCAAGAUGGGCGACAUGGUGGCCGCAUUCGUAAAGAACCUCGACGGCGAGGAGAACUGGAUCUUGGCGGAAGUGAUGAGUUUCAACCCUAGCAACAACAAGUACGAAGUCGACGACGUCGACGAGGAGGACCAAGUACGUCACGUCGUUUCCCGACGCCGCGUAGUGCCUCUGCCCCUGAUGAGAGUCAACCCGGAGACAGACGCGCACGUGCUGUUUCCCAAAGGCGCGAUAGUCAUGGCUCUGUAUCCGCAGACGACCUGCUUUUACAAAGCUAUCAUAAACUUGCAGCCGACAAACGCGCAGGAGGACUAUGAGGUACUUUUCGAGGACGAGACCUAUGCGGACGGUUACUCGGCGCCGCUGAACGUGCCUCAGAGGUACGUGAUCUCGAUCAAGGAGAGCAAGAAGAGAAUCAAAGUUAGCCGCGGAUAAGAAGACUGAUAUUUUUAAACUUGAUUGUAUAGUCGUUGGGUUAUUUUGUUUUGUACUCGCAUAAGUGUACCUGAACUCUUUAGUCUGACAUUCCGUUACAUGGUAGUUAUUGAACUUAAUAUAUUUCAACUUUGACUGAUAUAAUAGGAAGACUGAUAGAUAUGAAAUAAUUGUAAAUUUUAAUUAAUUAAUGAUAGUGUAUAAUCAACAAUUCAUUUACUUGCAUUUACAUUUUACUAACGGUUCGAUCCUCAAUGAAUAAAGAAAAUACGGUUUCUAAAAUGAA
Nasonia vitripennis (jewel wasp) is the source of this 1381-nucleotide messenger RNA. Its product is annotated as SAGA-associated factor 29-like. Gene Ontology annotation, cellular component: SAGA complex. Bases 208 to 1095 code for a protein of 295 amino acids. The transcript is spliced from 2 exons. The record is from RefSeq and is a predicted model, not a curated record. Lineage: Eukaryota; Metazoa; Arthropoda; Insecta; Hymenoptera; Pteromalidae.